AUGGCUUUGAGUUUCCCCUGGAUUUAUCCCGUUCGGGUUAUCCAGGUUCUCUUCGCUAUAAUUGUUCUCGGGUUGACCGCAUACUUCAUCAGCCUACUGAAUGGCAGUGAUACUGUCAAUUUCAUGCUAUUCAAUAGUAUAUGGACGGCAUUUUUUGCUACGCCCUACCUUGCCCUCGCCCCAAUAUUCUUUCCCGACCUUGCGCACCGUUUCGUAGUACCGACUGUGGAAGCGAUCACGAUGAUCUUUUGGUUUUCGGGAUUCAUCGCUCUUGGUGCUUUGCUACCUUCUCCGGACCAUUGCCACUGGAGCGCGUGUCAUGCCGCGCAGGCAGCGACGGUGUUUGGAGCAUUUGAAUGGUAUUCCACCCUCGCUUUCAGCGGAUCUCGAACUACUUUAGUCUUCACGGUAUUGUUUGUGGCCUCGACUUUUCCUGCAGUUCUCGGCGCUCUGCGGUCCACCUCGAGUCCUGGUGUGAAGACUCCUCCUCAGUCUACUGCUCACGCUGGUGUCUAA
Messenger RNA from Aspergillus tanneri, 516 nucleotides. RefSeq names its product MARVEL domain-containing protein. The transcript is spliced from 3 exons. NCBI's taxonomy places the organism in Eukaryota, Fungi, Ascomycota, Eurotiomycetes, Eurotiales, Aspergillaceae. Gene Ontology annotation, cellular component: membrane. Bases 1 to 516 code for a protein of 171 amino acids. The record is from RefSeq and is a predicted model, not a curated record.